Salvelinus fontinalis (brook trout) is the source of this 1321-nucleotide messenger RNA. Its product is annotated as zinc finger protein 239-like. The transcript is spliced from 2 exons. Gene Ontology annotation, molecular function: chromatin insulator sequence binding. Gene Ontology annotation, cellular component: chromosome. Lineage: Eukaryota; Metazoa; Chordata; Actinopteri; Salmoniformes; Salmonidae. The record is from RefSeq and is a predicted model, not a curated record. Gene Ontology annotation, biological process: regulation of transcription by RNA polymerase II. The annotation marks the transcript as partial.
UCUAGUGGACGGUUCUUCAUAAACAGCUCGUCAACCACCUCGGUAGCUUGCUAGCCAACAUAGCCGAAAGAUUCAAGCUAUUUAUACGCUUUCGGUGUAUAUUACCGACUGUGUUUUCGACACACUUAGGUCGUAUCUACUUGUUAACCUAUUUAAUUUAAUAUUACGUUAUUUUGUAUUAGUCAGCUAUAGUAGCUGGUUGGUUAAGUUAGCACUAGCCUAGUCGCUAAUGAUAGCUAGCUAGCUAACAUCCCCGAACAUGAGCUCCCUAAACUUCUCCCCUCUUGUUAAAGAAGAGGUCUGCUGGACGGAGAAAGAAGCUCUGGGGCUGAACAUUGUCGUGAAAGAGGAGAAGGAAGAAGAGGAUGUCACAGUAAAACAAGAAGUAGAAGGUGAGGCUGUUACAGUGAAAGAAGAAGAGAAAGACGUUACAGUGAAAGAAGAGGAAGACGUUACAGUAAAAGAAGAGGACGAGGAAGAGAAAGAGGUGGAUGUAGUUUAUGGAGUGAAGAAGGAAGGGGAGAUUACUGUCACAUUGAAAGAUGAAGAGGAGAUAGGAGAUCUGAUUAAAACCAGAGAGAUACGGGACUAUCGUGGAUCCUCUGGGGAGCCUCAACAACCUCAUGAUGCUGACGAGGCAGAGAAGAGUCUCUCCAGAUCAGAACGCCUCAAUAAACACCUGCAGAGAUCCACAGGGAAGAGAACUCACUGCUGCUCUGACUGUGGGAAGAGAUUCACCUCAUCAGGCAUUAAAAUUCAUCAAAGGAUCCACACAGGAGAGAAAUCUUAUAGCUGUGAUCAAUGUGGGAAGAGUUUUUGUCAAUCUAGUGAUCUGACGGUGCACCAGAGAACACACACAGGAGAGAAACCAUAUAGCUGUGAUCAAUGUGGGAAGAGUUUUUCUUCUUCUGGCUAUCUAACUAUACACCAUAGAACACACACGGGAGAGAAACCUUAUAGCUGUGGUCAAUGUGGGAAGAGAUUCACCUCAUCAGUAAAACUUAAAAUACAUCAAAGACAUCACACAAGAGAGAAACCAUAUGGCUGUGCACAAUGUGGGAAGAGUUUUUGUCAAUCUAGUGAUCUGACGGUGCACCAGAGAACACACACAGGAGAGAAACCUUAUAGCUGUGAUCAAUGUGGGAAGAGUUUUGUUCGAUCUGACCAGCUCACAGUGCACCAGAGAAUACACACAGGAGAGAAACCUUAUAGCUGUGGUCAAUGUGGGAAGCGUUUUCGUCAAUCUGGAGAUCUGACAGUGCACCAGAGAAUACACACAGGAGAGAAACAGUUUAGCUGUGAUCAAUGUGGGAAGAGUUUU